Messenger RNA from Lodderomyces elongisporus, 1398 nucleotides. RefSeq names its product tRNA (guanine) methyltransferase (gene TRM5). Gene Ontology annotation, cellular component: cytoplasm; mitochondrial matrix. The record is from RefSeq and is a predicted model, not a curated record. Gene Ontology annotation, biological process: mitochondrial tRNA methylation; tRNA N1-guanine methylation. Lineage: Eukaryota; Fungi; Ascomycota; Pichiomycetes; Serinales; Debaryomycetaceae. The transcript has 2 exons. Gene Ontology annotation, molecular function: tRNA (guanine(37)-N1)-methyltransferase activity. The coding region runs from base 1 to 1398 and encodes 465 amino acids.
AUGGCUGUUACGCACUGGUUCAUGAAACGUCUUUCUAGGUUUAGAAUCUUGCCAGAGUACAAAUCAAUAAUGUCCAACUACAGACCUCCAGUCAACCAUGACAUGCAAACCUUAGAUCGUUCUUUCUUCAAAAAGGAUAUCCCAUUAAUAGCUGCGAAAUUUUCCAAACCACAGUACUUGCCGAAAUUUAUGAAACUGUGCGCAGAUGAGAUCAUUAAUGUGCCCAAUAUCAAACACAUUGUUACUAUCAAUGACUCUAAAGCCAUCUUGUUGAAAGACUCCAUAACUAAACUUGAAGAUUGUUCCCCAGAGACUCAAGAAAAAUUUAAAGAAUUUGGCAUUGAGCUUGAGCCAUACACGCUCCAUCUCGACUAUUGGUUUUGGAAGAGCGAUGAGAUUUUGAAUGCAAUUAUACCAAAAGUAGGUAAUGAAGAUGUGCCUAGUGGAUUUACUGCUGCGGGACAUUUGGCGCAUUUGAAUCUCCGUGAUGAAUAUAAGAAAUAUGGGAAAAUCAUUGGUGAGGUUAUCCUUGAUAAAAACCCAGCAAUUAAAACUGUUGUCGAUAAGAAAAACACCAUCAAGAAUGAGUUUAGAACUUUCCCUAUUGAGUUAUUGGCAGGCGAAGAGAACUAUGUUGUUGAGCAAACGGAGAGCGGGUGUAAGUUUACAUUUGACUUUAGUAAAGUGUAUUGGAAUUCAAGAUUGGCAAGGGAACACGAACGGUUGAUUGAGAAAUUUGGGCCAGGUGAAGUUGUAGGGGAUGUCAUGGCUGGUGUGGGACCUUUUGCAGUACCCAGUGGGAAAAAGGGGACUAUUGUAUUAGCCAAUGAUUUGAACCCAGAGAGUUACAAAUACCUCCAACAGAAUAUCGAGCAAAACAAGGUGGAAUCUUUUGUCAAGGCAUAUAAUAUUGAUGGACGCAAAUUUAUUGAAGAUGCGGCACAAAUACUUAGUCAAUUUGCUCAGCGCCCUAUAGAGAAGCGGGUAACUAAACGUGUAAAGGACAAGUCUGGUCAUAAGAGCAUUAAACAGACAGAAACCAUCACUGUUCAAGUGCCCAAGUUCUACCACCAUUUUGUAAUGAAUUUACCUGACUCAGCAUUGACCUUCCUUGAUGCAUACAUUGGAUUAUACUCCAAAACACCAGAAAUCAAAGAUGAACCUGGUUUUAAAUUGCCGUGGAUCCACGUUCACUGCUUUGAAAAGUUUGAACCUCAAGAAGAGCCAACAGAUGAAGAGUUACAUCGUCGAAUAUGGGUUAAGAUCUGUAAGUUGGUAAACUACGAAUUGGAUAUGAGCAAGAUGGAAUUCCACGAAGUGAGGAUGGUAAGCCCUACAAAGCCAAUGUUUUGUGUAUCUUUCCAACUACCAGAAGAAGUCGCCUUUAGAAAUGUCUAA